Linderina pennispora is the source of this 2157-nucleotide messenger RNA. RefSeq lists its product as uncharacterized. Gene Ontology annotation, molecular function: transcription cis-regulatory region binding; DNA-binding transcription factor activity. NCBI's taxonomy places the organism in Eukaryota, Fungi, Kickxellomycota, Kickxellomycetes, Kickxellales, Kickxellaceae. The record is from RefSeq and is a predicted model, not a curated record. Gene Ontology annotation, cellular component: nucleus. Bases 1 to 2157 code for a protein of 718 amino acids. Gene Ontology annotation, biological process: regulation of DNA-templated transcription. The transcript is spliced from 3 exons.
AUGAGAGUCAAGGAUCGACUGAAGCAGAUCCAUCAGCAAGCAAUCCAGGAUGCACAGAAUGCGAGGGGGUUGUCAAAGAGAGUUACCGAGGCGGCUAAGGGGCAUUACGACGAUGUGAAGGGCCGGAUCAACUGGUCGGCGGUAUCUAAGCAGGUUGGACUGCCGCUGAUCGAGUGUCUAAAGCGAUUCGAUGGCGCAUCAUCUGGUAUCAAAAGGCGAUCGUUCCCGACACACGAUGACUGGACCAAAAAUGAGGCAGAGGUGCUCCAGGGGUUCGUUCGCAAGCAUUUUAGGAACCCAACCACGAGGGACUGGGAACUCGUUGGCAACUACAUGAAUGUCGAUAAGUUGGAUUGCUUAAAACACUGUCAAAUAAUGCGCAAAUUCGAAAUGACCGAUGAGAGAUUCAGCGAGAUCACCAGGUACCGCGAAGCUGGCUUGACUUGGAGGCAGAUCCGAAACAAGUUCGGUGAUUUGUGGGCGCCAGAAACAAUCGGCCAAUCGUACCGUGAGCGGGUUCGUCGGGUGAAUCGACCUCCAGUGGAUAUAGUCGACAGGUUUACCAAUGACGAGCUCGCCAAGCUGAGGGAGAUUCGUCUGCAGCAGCCAGGCAAUAUCACAGCCAAAGAGUUUGUGCGCAUUACACAGGAGGCGUUCCCACACAAAUCACGAGUCAGCGUGGAAGACGCCUGCACCAGAGCGAUGGCCUUUUUACGAUUAAGCGUAAAAAUCUCCAUCGAGGGCUUCAACAGGCUGCAGCAACUCGUUCGACAGCAUGGCGAGGAUUGGGAGCUGAUCGGCCGUGAGAUGCACGCACUGCCAUCAAAAAUGAGAAAUGCAUGGAAGGGCUACGGCCUCGAUACCAGGAUUACAACUGAGUGGACGGCUGAUGAGCUUGCUACACUGCGUCGCUGCAAGGACUCACGCAUUCCACCAGGCAAAACUGCGCGAAUCAUUGGCACCAAACUUCCAGUUCAGUGCAGAGCUAUGUUGUCUAAGCUGAGACACUCGGAUGUCGAUGACUCAGUGCUGGUCAGCAAGAAAAACCGGGGUUGGACCGCAGACAUGGACAAGGAGCUAAUUCGGCUCGUUAAAAUUCACCAAAGCAGCCGAUGUGUUGAUUGGGCCGCUGUAUCAGAGCAGAUUGGUCGCACAGCUGAGGCCUGCAGGAUGCACUUAUAUAUAAUGCAGUGCGAGCGUAGUUCUCAGCCGGAUGAUGGUCUGGUGGCCCGUGUGUCAAACAAGGUAAAGCAGCAAUACGAGGCUGGGCUGAAAAUUGACUGGUCAGCAGUCGCAGGGUCGGCUGGUGUUAACGAGCUCGAGUGCAUGGAGAGCAACAAAUAUGAUGUUGGAAAACAACAGUGGGUAUACAACUAUCAGACAUUCUCGUGGGACUUGGCCAACCGGAUGCGCGACUUCAUCAGCAAAUACUACCCGAAACCACUGCUGCCGAACUUCACUGCGGUGUCAAAUUACCUGUGGAUCGUAAAGGACGACUGCAUCGACAUGCAUAGGCUGGCGUUUGGCACAUUCAAAUGGACAGAUGAUGUUUUCAACAAGGUGGUGGAUCUGAGAAGCAAAGGGUUGAGCUAUUCUGAUAUCGCAUUGCGUCUGUCACCAACCAUGUCGGCCAAUAGGGUGAUAAAGGCUGUUAGUCGAUACAUGAAUCACACAGCCAGUGAGCCGCUUUCGGAGCCAGUGAGAGAGCAAAUUCGGACUAAUACGGAUGAACUUGUCGGGAAGAUUCCUUGCGCUGACAUACUACCUGCGGUGAGAAUGAGAUUUCCUGACAUACCGUACGGACAGCUCUGGAACGUUGUCGAAGGCGCUAUAACAAGCCAUUCGCUCUAUAAGGAGCGGUUGAAUCAGCUAGACCAGGCCGAACUUGCUAUCCGGAUAUCUGAAGGUGGGGCAACAGCUAAGCAACUCGCACUUGAGUUUGACAUUCCAACAAGGAUGACUCGCAAGGUUAUCAACAGCCUAAAGUCUGCUGGUUUUUCGAUUCAGUGGACGAACGAGGAGACCCGGCAGUUGGUCGCCUUUGCCAGAUCAGCAAAGGGCAGAAAAGACUGGACAUACUUUGCAUCCAAGCUUGGUACUAAGAGUCCACAUCAGUGCCAGGCAAAGUGGUCGAGAAUACAAGCCAAUUCGACAUAG